This is a messenger RNA of Spea bombifrons (plains spadefoot toad), 2772 nucleotides long. RefSeq names its product ADAM metallopeptidase domain 9 (gene ADAM9). The record is from RefSeq and is a predicted model, not a curated record. Bases 121 to 2703 code for a protein of 860 amino acids. Gene Ontology annotation, biological process: proteolysis. NCBI's taxonomy places the organism in Eukaryota, Metazoa, Chordata, Amphibia, Anura, Pelobatidae. The transcript is spliced from 22 exons. Gene Ontology annotation, cellular component: plasma membrane. Gene Ontology annotation, molecular function: metalloendopeptidase activity.
UUUACAGAAGCGGUGUGAGUGGAUUUUUGGGCUUGGGCACCUAUUUUUGAUUGGGGGUAACGCGAUCCUGGCAGCUGAGAAUCGGGGAUUAAUGCUGCUGUUGGCAUACAGAAGAUCCACAUGAAUUUACCCCCCAUGGCUGGUACUUGUCUACAUCUCGCCCUAUACGUGGGGUCAUGGCUGGUACUUCUCUGCUCGGCUGCCCAAGGUCUGGACCAGACGGCCUUUCUCGAUUCUUUCGAAAUUAUAGUCCCUCAGAAGAUUACACGGGCAAGAAGAGAUGCAGCCGAUAAGGAGGGUUCACUUUCUUAUAUGAUUGAGGUAGAAGGCAAGAAAUACAUCCUACACCUCGAAAGAAACAGAGACUUUUUAGCUGAGUCUUUGGCUGUUUAUACAUAUGCAGAAGACGGAAGUAGACUGUCGAGCCAGCUUCGAGAUCAGGCUCACUGCCAUUACCAAGGGUAUGCAGAAGGGAUCCCCGAGUCCCUGGUAGCCGUCAGCACCUGCUCAGGCCUGAGAGGCUUGUUACACCUGGAAAACAGCAGUUAUGGAAUUGAACCUUUGGAGUCUUCCUCGAAAUUCCAACACUUGAUUUAUGACCUGAAGGAUGUGAAGAAGGAACCUGUGAUGUGUGGUGUGCCAAGUCCAGAAGCACAGGCCCAUGAGAGUCAUAAUGACUCGCCCAGUAUGACUCGGCUACUGCGGAGGAAGAGAGCCAUCCUGCCACAGACGAGAUAUGUGGAACUGUUCUUGGUUGUCGACAAGGAAAGGUAUGACUUGGUGGGCAAGAACACCUCAGCUGUGACUUUGGAGAUGGUGCAGCUGUCUAAUUAUCUGGAUGGUAUGUACAAAAUGUUGAAUAUCCGUGUUGUCCUCGUUGGGAUAGAAAUCUGGACGGACGUAAACAAGAUAAGCAUCGACGGGUCGGCAGGGGAUGUUCUUGGACGGUUUGUGCAGUGGCGUGAGAAGAAUUUAGUCCCAAGCCGUAGGCAUGACAGCGCUCAGCUUAUCCUGAAGAAAUCCUUUGGUUCAACAGCAGGCAUGGCGUUCGUAGGCACAGUGUGUUCUAGGAGCCACGCCGGUGGUAUUAAUGUGUUCCCACAUAACAACGUGCAGAGUUUCGCUUCAAUCGUAGCCCACGAGCUUGGCCACAACCUCGGCAUGAACCAUGAUGAUGGCGAUAGAGGAUGCACAUGCGCCGUGGGAUCCUGCAUCAUGGGCUCCGGGGCUUCCGGCUCCAAGAAUUUCAGUAGCUGCAGCGAAGACGACUUUGAGAAGCUGACGCUCAGUAAUGGCGCGACCUGCCUGCUGAACGUGCCAAAACCGGAUGAAGAAUACAGCGUGCCCUUCUGCGGCAACAAGCUGGUGGACCAUGGAGAGGAAUGCGACUGUGGAAGUGCCAAGGAGUGUGAAAAGGAUCCGUGCUGUGAACCUGGGACCUGCAAGCUCCGUUCAGGAUCUCAAUGUGCUUUUGGAUCCUGCUGCCAGAACUGCCGGUUCUCCCCUGGUGGCACGGUGUGCCGGGCCGUGGCCAAUGAAUGCGACCUCCCAGAGUACUGCAAUGGCUCCUCAUCUUCCUGCCAACCGGAUGUCUUCAUCCAGAAUGGACACCCAUGUCAGAACAACCAAGCUUACUGCUACAAUGGCAUAUGCCAGUAUUAUGAUGCACAGUGCCAAACCAUCUUUGGAUCCAAGGCCAAAGCAGCUGCUCCGAUUUGCUUCCGGGAAGUGAACUCCAAAGGUGACAGAUUUGGUCAUUGUGGAUUACAAGGCAACGCUUAUAGAAAAUGUGACAGCAGGAAUUCCCUGUGUGGGAAGCUGCAGUGUGAGAAUGUUCAGUCGAUGCCAGUCUUUGGCAUAAAACCAUCCAUCAUUCAGACCCCCAUACAAGACACGACGUGCUGGGGCGUAGACUUCCAGCUGGGUUCCGAUGUUCCCGACCCAGCCAUGGUGAACGAGGGCACCAAAUGCGAUGAAGGCAAGGUUUGCAGUAACUUUAUGUGCGUUAAUGCAUCCAUUCUGAAUUAUGACUGUGAUGUACAGAAGAAGUGUGGUGGAAAUGGGGUCUGUAACAGCAAUAAGAACUGCCACUGCAAUGAGGGUUGGGCUUACCCCACAUGUGACACCAAGGGACAUGGGGGCAGCAUAGACAGCGGUCCAACAUACAAUGAUAAAGACACAUCUCUCAGGGACGGACUGCUAAUCUUCUUUUUCCUCGUUGUGCCACUGUUGGCCCUCGGAGCCUUUGCGUUUUUCCGGAGAAAUGAAUUGAAGAGAAGAUUCUGCAAGAAAAAGCGUUCAAGAGCGCAUGAAGUUGAUAAUAGAAACCAGGCAGGCGGGCAGAGGAAUGCCGGAGGCCCACCAAGGAAUGCACCAGGCGGUGCACCCAGCAGAGAUGGUCCACCUGCAGGCCAGCCAAGGAAUGCACCCCAUGUUCCCCCUGCCCGAGUCCCUCCUCCUCCUGGGCCACCAAGGAAUGCACCAAGUGGCCCUCCAAGAAAUAUGACACAAUCGGCACCCAACAGAAACAUCCAACCUACUUCUCCCAGUCAUGAAACUCCACAUAAGCCAAAUAACUUCGCUGUUCCAACGUAUAUGGUGAAACCACCUCAGCCGACACCAUCAAGGCCGCCGCUUCCUCACCAAAGUAAAGCCCAUCCCAACAUUGCCCCAUCUCGCCCGCCUCCUGCACCACCGGUAUAACCGUUAAUAUUUUCACCAGACUUUUUCACUGACUGGGCUCAUCUUUAUUUCGAUUUUGAAGAAGAAAAA